Messenger RNA from Solanum verrucosum, 621 nucleotides. RefSeq names its product glycine-rich protein 2-like. The transcript has a single exon. The coding region runs from base 1 to 621 and encodes 206 amino acids. The record is from RefSeq and is a predicted model, not a curated record. Gene Ontology annotation, molecular function: nucleic acid binding; zinc ion binding. NCBI's taxonomy places the organism in Eukaryota, Viridiplantae, Streptophyta, Magnoliopsida, Solanales, Solanaceae.
AUGGCGUCCGAGAGUAAUCAGGUGCAAAGGAAAAAGGGAACUGUUAAAUGGUUCAGUGACCAGAAAGGAUUUGGUUUUGUUACUCCAGAUGAUGGCGGAGCGGAGCUAUUCGUUCACCAGUCAGGGAUCAGAUCUGAAGGGUUCCGCAGCUUGGCAGACGGUGAAGCUGUGGAAUUUGAAGUUGAAUCUGGUAACGAUGGUCGUUCUAAGGCUGUCGAUGUUACCGGCCCAGAUGGUGCUCCUGUUAAAGGAGGAUCUCGUGACGGUGGUGGCGAUCGCUAUGGUGGCGGUGCUGGUACUGGUGGUGGAUAUGGAGGAGGAGGCGGGAGGUAUGGUGGAGGUGAUGGUGGUUACGGCGGUGGUGGUAGGUAUGGAGGUGAUGGGGGUUAUGGUGGCGGGAGGUAUGGUGGAGGUGGUGGAGGAGGAGGAGGAGCGGGAUGCUAUAAAUGCGGGGAAGAAGGGCAUUUCGCUAGAGAAUGUACCCAGGGAGGCGGCUAUGGCGGAGGCGGUGCUGGAAGAUAUGGUGGUAGCGGCGGUGGAGGUGGAGGCGGCGGAGGCUGCUUCAAAUGUGGGGAAGAAGGGCAUUUUGCUCGUGAAUGCACCAACAGCAGCAACCGCUGA